AUGGUUGUGAAUAUGAAUGUUCCUGCCUUGAUGCUCAAAGAGGAAUGUAUUCUUGCUGGAAUCGUUGUCCUAUGCCCUCAUCAUGACAACAUUCCAUCCAACUGUCACUUAAUUACCAAAGCUGGUCAGUGUUGCAAAGAGGUAAAAUGUGAAUUCACAAUUGAUUUUGGAAGAUUUAAAGGUCAUGGAAAAGUGGUUGAUAGAGCGGAGUUCUUACAUUCAGUAUCAGAGAGUGUCAUCAAAAAGAAGGCAACCAGUCAAUGGUUCAAUGCUGCAGCUGCAGCAGUAUCGAAGGCAUCAGAUUCGAUGAUUAUGGGAAGGUUCUCAUCAAUAGAAUCAACUCCAAGUGUUCCUUCUGAAGGUGCUUGUUUGGUGGAUGGGAAAGUGUAUAAAAUUGGUGAGACAUGGAAGCAAUCAUGUUCCUUGACUUGUGUGUGUGAAGAUGGUCACCAUGGUAUAGCAAGAUGUUUUGAUAUGUGUGCAACAUUCUCAAAUCUUCCUUCAAGAUGUAGGAAGGUAAAGGUACAUGAGGAACCUUGCUGUCAAAUGCCUGUUUGCAAUACAAAUGAAUCACUUAUUCUUGUCCCAAGUAAUGGUAAAGGGAUAAUAGGCAUUGGAAAAGUAACUGAUCCAGUAAAAGAGGGCUGUGUCUAUAAGAAUAUCAUUUAUCAAGAAGGGGAAAAAUGGAUAGAUGGAUGUACAUAUUUGUGUGAGUGUACAAAUGGUAAAAGAGGAAUGUAUACCUGCAAUGAAAGGUGUGAAAGAUUCGGAUAUAUUCCAGACAGUUGCCAUCUGGUAAAUGAUCCAAAUGAUGACUGCUGUGAAAAAUUAGUAUGUAAUGCUGUCAGUGGAAGACCAAAAAUCCAGACAACUCCAGCAACUGUAGGAAAUUGUUACUACAAAGGACAGAUGUACAAACAAGGAGAAACUUGGUAUGAUGAAUGCAGUCUACGGUGUUUCUGUGAGGAUGCACAGACUGGAUAUUACCAUUGUACAGACAGAUGUUUUAGUUUCUCAAGCAUUCCUGCUGAUUGUACUUCAAAACCUGAUCCAAAUGACCCCAAAUGCUGCAAGGUUUUUGAUUGUGGGAAGAAAAACCAGAAUUAUGGCUUAAUUGGGAUUAAAGAUGGAUUUGGAAAAUCCCUGCAACCAGACAACAAAUACAAAAGUAAGAAUUUUUUUUUGAAUUCAGAAAUUUUUUUUUCAGAGAGAACCAAAAACCAAAAUCAUUUUUCAUGUAUGAUAUUAUUUCCUUUUAAAAGAUUGUGA
Molecule: messenger RNA, 1269 nt
Organism: Acanthosepion pharaonis
Lineage: Eukaryota; Metazoa; Mollusca; Cephalopoda; Sepiida; Sepiidae
Source: the annotation of a GenBank genome assembly